Molecule: messenger RNA, 871 nt
Organism: Aspergillus sclerotioniger CBS 115572
Lineage: Eukaryota; Fungi; Ascomycota; Eurotiomycetes; Eurotiales; Aspergillaceae
Exons: 4
Coding region: 1-741 (246 amino acids)
Source: RefSeq, a predicted model, not a curated record
AUGAGAACCGUUCUUGUGUUUCUCACAGCUGUGCUCUUCACUUCAGGAUUUCAGCAAGUCCGUGCUUUACCCACUCCUGAUGGUACUUCCCUCGAGCCGCGCUCCAAUCCAGGGAGCAGCCAAAGCAACCCUAUCAAGGCUCAGAUUGAGAUCCGUGGGGAAGAUGCCUUGACUUAUGAUGUGGACUGCUGGGCAAUGCUAUGCAAAGGCAAGCCUACGGUGAUGAAGAAGGUCGACAAAAACACGGCCAAGAAGAACCGUCAGGUGAAGAACGGCAGCGCGGCUGACAAACAACCCUUCGAACACCGGGCCAAGUAUGGGAUAAAAGCCAGUCCGCCGACUAGUAUCUGGGCGAACCAUGAAGGAUGGACUUCAGCAGAAGAAUUUCCUUUCGCCUCCACCGCCAGCGGGGGAAUAGGUGCGAUCCUCGUGGGAGUUACACGCAAAUCGCAGGAGGAACAGAAGCUUUCGUUGAGAAACUUCUACCAGAAGAACAAGAUUGAGCCAUACGAUCCGACCAAAAGCCCUGGGGACACAUCUUGGUUUGAGAUCACUGGCUUCAAGGUCAGGCCUGGAAAAACAGCAACAGUUGGGCCCUAUUGCAAGGCAUUUAAUGCCAAGGAUAAAGGUAAUCUGUGCAGCGCGAGUACCAAAGUCGUUGGAGACUGGGGGUUUGACGUGGCUGAAUAUGCCUACGUGUACAAUCACCAGACAAAGAAGUUUGAUUAUGUUGGGAAAUGAUCAAUACUUCGGUUUUUUGGUCGUCUAUGGCUAACCCGGUCAAUGGUCAGUCCUGCGAUGUCAACAGCCAGACUCGGAUGUCUAUUCUCCAUUGGAGUCUGAUGCUUUCCUACGUUUAUUUUCUCUCGGG